Messenger RNA from Cyanidioschyzon merolae strain 10D, 663 nucleotides. RefSeq lists its product as hypothetical. The transcript has a single exon. The record is from RefSeq and is a predicted model, not a curated record. The coding region runs from base 1 to 663 and encodes 220 amino acids. Lineage: Eukaryota; Rhodophyta; Bangiophyceae; Cyanidiales; Cyanidiaceae.
AUGCGGGAUAAGCUUGGCUUUCUCACGCCGUUCGGAAUGAGCAGCAGUACGGUGUAUCGCCUGCGUCCACCAGCACCUCAGACGACUCGGUUGGUACUGAAACAAGCCGACAUCACUCGCGAAGCAGUUGAUGCGAUCGUCAAUGCUGCGAACGAGCGCAUGCUAGGAGGUGGUGGCGUUGACGGCGCCAUCCACCGAGCUGCUGGUAAAGAGCUACUGGAGGCUUGUAAGCGGGUACCCGAAAAGCGUCCUGGUGUGCGGUGUCCUACUGGUGAAGCGGUUCCAAUAAAGAUCACAUGGCCUGUUUCCGAGGGGAACUUGCCUCAGGUGCGCUAUAUCAUAAACACGGUGGGACCGAUUUACCAGAACGCGGAGAAGAGUGCGCCACUUUUGCGCUCGGCGUAUCGUAACUCCCUUCUCACAGCAAUCGAGCACAACUGUCGAUCAAUUGCUUUUCCGACGAUAUCUUGCGGCGUGUAUGGAUAUCCUCUUCGAGAGGCCGCUCGAGUUGCACUCGAGGCAGUACAAGACACGCUCGGGGAAUCACCGCAGCAGUCGUUGCAAGAGGUGCGUUUCUGUCUAUUCAGUGAGGACGCCUUGAAGACGUGGACACUGGCUGCUGAGCAGCUUCAACUGGAACGCGUGAAAGAAGGCGCUUCAUAG